Messenger RNA from Procambarus clarkii (red swamp crayfish), 1062 nucleotides. The record is from RefSeq and is a predicted model, not a curated record. Lineage: Eukaryota; Metazoa; Arthropoda; Malacostraca; Decapoda; Cambaridae.
AUGGAGCAGCAGCCUAAUGCGGUUUAUGUGAUGAAGACCACACCAGACCUGAGCAUCAAGACCACAUCAGACCUGACCAUCAAGACCACACCAGACCUGAGCAUCAAGACCACAUCAGACCUGAGCAUCAAGACCACACCAGACCUGGUCAUCAAGACCACACCAGACCUGAGCAUCAAGACCACAUCAGACCUGACCAUCAAGACCACACCAGACCUGAGCAUCAAGACCACAUCAGACCUGACCAUCAAGACCACACCAGACCUGAGCAUCAAGACCACACCAGACCUGAGCAUCAAGACCACAUCAGACCUGAGCAUCAAGACCACACCAGACCUGGUCAUCAAGACCACAUCAGACCUGACCAUCAAGACCACACCAGACCUGGUCAUCAAGACCACAUCAGACCUGAGCAUCAAGACCACACCAGACCUGUCACGCCCCACCACUAGUCACGCCCCCACCACUAGUCACGCCCCCACCACUAGUCACGCCCCCACCACUAGUCACGCCCCCACCACUAGUCACGCCCCCACCACUAGUCACGCCCCCACCACUAGUCACGCCCCCACCACUAGUCACGCCCCACCACUAGUCACGCCCCCACCACUAGUCACGCCCCCACCACUAGUCACGCCCCCACCACUAGUCACGCCCCCACCACUAGUCACGCCCCCACCACUAGUCACGCCCCCACCACUAGUCACGCCCCCACCACUAGUCACGCCCCCACCACUAGUCACGCCCCCACCACUAGUCACGCCCCCACCACUAGUCACGCCCCCACCACUAGUCACGCCCCCACCACUAGUCACGCCCCCACCACUAGUCACGCCCCCACCACUAGUCACGCCCCCACCACUAGUCACGCCCCCACCACUAGUCACGCCCCCACCACUAGUCACGCCCCCACCACUAGUCACGCCCCCACCACUAGUCACGCCCCCACCACUAGUCACGCCCCCACCACUAGUCACGCCCCCACCACUAGUCACGCCCCCACCACUAGUCACGCCCCCACCACUAGUCACGCCCCCACCACUAGUCACGCCCCACCACUAG